GCAUCACCCUAUGUUGCUUAUCGUUGCUUAUCAGCGUGUGCUGUAAUGCCGGCGCAUGUGCAUCGGAAUGCCUCCUUUAAACUCUUCUACACGUUCCGCUGCGUUUACAUUCGGCAGGUGUUGAUCCUUACCUAAAAUGUAUCCGAUUCCGUCAAGUGGCUUCCGGUUCCGAGUUGCUUCGAUCGCGAUCAUGUUGCUACAUUCAAUAUUUGAUCCAUCUCACGCCAACUCUCUUUGAAAGAGGUACAAUAUUAAUCUACCUAUACUAAGUAAACUACCCACCUUAUACUGAGUUAACUUCCUCUAAACCACUCACGAUGCCCGUCACGACAUUCGAAUUCGCCGAGAAAUAUCGGUAUCAAAAUGGCUUUGGGUCUUACUUUGAGACUGAGGUUAUCUCGGGUGCUCUACCCAUUGGUCAAAAUUCCCCUCAGAAACCUCCAUAUGGACUAUAUACCGAGAAGCUUUCUGGUACUGCAUUCACGGCCCCACGACAUGAAAACCAGCAGUCGUGGCUCUAUCGCAUACUGCCUUCGUGUGCACAUCCGCCAUUUUCCCCUGCUGCUGAUGGUGCUCUAAAGCCCGAUAAGCUGAUCGAUCCCGCAAAGCUUGAAUACAUACCAAAUCAACUGCGAUGGGAUCCUUUCGACUACGACGGGCAGACUGACUUCGUCUCAGGUCUACGUUUGAUUGCCGGAGCCGGUGAUCCAACCCUAAAACAAGGCAUUGGAAUGUACGUGUACGCGGCGGGAAAGUCGAUGGAUGAGCGUUCUGCCUUUUACUCGGCGGAUGGUGAUCUUCUGAUAGUCGCUCAGGAUGGAGUUUUAGAUAUCAGAACUGAGCUAGGAUGGCUUCUCGUCCGACCUAUGGAGAUCUGUGUAAUACCCCGCGGGAUCAGGUAUCAAGUUCAUCUACCGUCCGGUGCAGUCCGUGGAUAUGCACUCGAGCUUUAUCAGGGCCACUUUACACUCCCGGAACUGGGUCCGAUCGGAUCGAGUUGCCUUGCCAACGCCCGCGACUUCCAGGCUCCCGUUGCUUCAUUUAGCGAGGACUUUGGCACUAUCGCUUCCGAAGGCCCUAAUACAUAUAUGAUUACUAGCAAGUUUAAUAACUCGCUCUUCCAAACUAAGCAAGCUCAUACGCCGUUUGAUGUCGUUGCUUGGCAUGGAAAUUACUACCCGUAUAAGUACGACCUUGGUCGUUUCAAUACUAUUGGGAGUAUUUCGUAUGACCAUCCAGACCCAUCAAUCUUCACGGUGCUCUCGGCUCUUUCAGACCACCCUGGCACUGCUAUCGCUGAUUUUGUUAUCUUCCCGCCGCGCUGGCUGGUAGCCGAGAACACGUUCAGGCCACCAUGGUACCACCGCAACACGAUGUCUGAGUUUAUGGGCCUCAUUGCCGGCGAGUACGAUGCAAAAAAGGGAGGACAUGGCGGCUUCAUGCCUGGUGGCGCAAGCUUGCACAACGUUAUGAGCGGGCAUGGGCCGGAUGCCAAGAGUUUUGAGGGCGCCUCUAAUGCUGAGCUCAAACCUGCUUUGGUUGGUAAAGGUAGCUGUGCCUUCAUGUUUGAAAGCUGUCUGAUGGUUGGCGUCACCGCAUGGGGUCUCAAAACGUGCAAGAAGGUCCAAGAAGGUUACAGUGAAGAGAGCUGGGGUGGCGUACAGGCUCACUGGAAGAAGCCUGAAGGUGUGAGUGCUAACAGUCACUUGCUGUAGUAAAACAGCCACGAAUAGAGCCAGAGUCAAGGCUUCUCGAAAAUUGUGAGUAUAUCUUUUUAAUCUUUGCACCACGGUCGGAAUGCCGUCUUACCGGCAUCAAGAUAUUAAUAUAUAUGACUAUUUCAAUUAUAGAUCGAUUU
This is a messenger RNA of Daldinia decipiens, 1858 nucleotides long. RefSeq names its product Homogentisate 1,2-dioxygenase. Gene Ontology annotation, biological process: L-phenylalanine catabolic process. Lineage: Eukaryota; Fungi; Ascomycota; Sordariomycetes; Xylariales; Hypoxylaceae. Gene Ontology annotation, cellular component: cytoplasm. Gene Ontology annotation, molecular function: homogentisate 1,2-dioxygenase activity. The transcript is spliced from 2 exons. Bases 318 to 1715 code for a protein of 465 amino acids. The record is from RefSeq and is a predicted model, not a curated record.